UUCAUUCACACGCAACCCAGGGCGAAGACAGGAGGCUGUUCACCACCCUGUGUACUGCUGUGCUGUGUCCUUAAUCCUUCCUUUCGUCUGAUUUUAGUCACAAUGGAUCGAUGAUCCCGUGAGGGCCGAGCAUCGGUAGCAUCUAUCCAGCACGUUUCGACCCCUUACCGGAUAUACAACAACAGAGGUGAUUGGAAAACAAACAAAGGGUUGGAAAUUCAAAGGAUCCGGCAUGCCCUUCCUCUGCGCCCUGUACGCACAACUAGCAACGGCGAUCUUGUUGUACUGCGCACCGCGACGCACAAGAGGACAUGUGUGCGCACCGGCGAUGCAGUUGAACUUCACUUCCUCUGACAGACCCUAGAGUCAUUUGGAUGUCGCCACAGUGGCCUCCUGUAUAACGCAGUUUGUGCUUAACCUCGCGCGUGGCAGGACGAUUUGGAUCUAAACGCCAACAAGUGGAGACUGGUAAUGAAGGCUGUUCCUUUACCGGGACCCUGAUCUGCGCUGACACUUGGAUUUGACCAGUUCUGUUUAAUGUGACGAGAGACGCUGCGUUCAUAUCUGUCUCAGUAACAUAUGGUCUUUGGGCGCAGACUUGAAGCCAUCGAUCCACCGCUUCGCCACAGCGCGUCCUCGGCGGGACUGGAGCGGACAGAGUCGGGGACGCUGAGGAAUGCGGAGCUGGAAUUUUGUCUUUUCCAGCUCACCUGCGGAACUCUUCGCAGCGCACAACAAACCGACCAACGCAGCCGGUGAGCUCGCAAGGCGCCAUGCUGAGGCAGAUCCUCCUCAACUCCACCGACACCCCAGACUUCGACCUGGUGCUCAUGGCCCAGUCCUCCACGCACGCCCCCUCCUCCCUGAACGCCUCACACGGGGGCUCGGUGAGCGUUGCGGCUCUUCUGAGACCCACCACGGGGCGAGGUGGAGGCGGGCUCCGGGAGGGCGAGCUGCACAAACCGGACCUGAUCACCUAUAUAGUCAUGUGCCUACUGCUCUUCUUGUUGGUGCUGCUCAUUGUGUUCUUCAUCAACUGCCAGCUCCGGAACUCUUUCUUCGCCUCCAUGCCAUAUGACAGGUCACUGAGAGAGGCCCGUUCCUCCUACAAGUAAGGCGAGAGCGCCAGGACAAACCUCUGGGACUCUGAGUCUGUAGUGAAAAUACUUUGGAGGUUUAAGGACUAACUGGUCACCCCUGAACUGCUUCGGCACGUACCACUGGACACACGAAGUAGUUGCCUUUAUGAAUUGUCUUGGACACAGUGGAUGGUCUAAAAAACCUGCACUCCCCAUCAACAUGAUUUGGCGGGGGCUCGAUUGUUGUGAAAUGUUGACCACAUUUUUCACUUCAAGGCCCAGAGCUCUUUCCCCUAAAGAUAGCCCUUCAGACCACGGGGGGCUUUUAAGAAGAUAAGUGGUGUGUAUGUGCCUGCUGCAGGUGGAGAGAUAACAGUUUAACUCCUGAUUAAAAUGAGUGACUUAUAUUUUCUUGUAAUAAUUAAUUAAUUGUGAAACAAUCCAUCGUCCACUGCAACCCCCUUGUGGUCCCCGCAAAGCACUUUGGAAACAAAUUGUUUAUUCCCUUAAAGUGUAUUCCCAAGGUUGUAUUCAUUCAUGUGGUUGCUUAAAAAUUUGACCUGCAGUUUGAUUCCAAAUCCACCGUAUUUCACACUGGCCCUGAUAAGAUGAUACGUUUUUUUUCCCCCUAAAAGUGACUUAUGUCAGCAUAGAAAGGGUCUACAGCAGUUUGUAUAUAAUAUAUUUUGUAUGACUAUAACUUAACUGUCUUUUCUUGUGAAAUGAUGCAAUCAACAUACAAUUUCCUUAUUUUUGUCCAUUGUAAAAUGGUAAUUAAAUGACAGACUAAAGGUAGGAAAUGUACUUUGAA
Seriola aureovittata is the source of this 1890-nucleotide messenger RNA. RefSeq names its product small integral membrane protein 32-like. The coding region runs from base 774 to 1115 and encodes 113 amino acids. The record is from RefSeq and is a predicted model, not a curated record. NCBI's taxonomy places the organism in Eukaryota, Metazoa, Chordata, Actinopteri, Carangiformes, Carangidae. The transcript is spliced from 2 exons.